Messenger RNA from Bombyx mori (domestic silkworm), 6612 nucleotides. Its product is annotated as zinc finger protein ZFP2. Lineage: Eukaryota; Metazoa; Arthropoda; Insecta; Lepidoptera; Bombycidae. The transcript has 4 exons. The record is from RefSeq and is a predicted model, not a curated record. Gene Ontology annotation, molecular function: RNA polymerase II cis-regulatory region sequence-specific DNA binding; zinc ion binding; DNA-binding transcription factor activity, RNA polymerase II-specific. Gene Ontology annotation, biological process: regulation of transcription by RNA polymerase II. Bases 110 to 1312 code for a protein of 400 amino acids. Gene Ontology annotation, cellular component: nucleus.
CGUCAAUGUUAGAUUAAGAUUAUGUUUAACACAAUGUUUUGAUUUUCUGAAGUUCGUCGCCACUUACUUUUGUGAAUAUAAUAAAAUUUUAAUACUUAAACAUAAUAAUAUGGAUACCUUAUUGUGUAGAAUCUGCUUGGAACCAGGGGCCAGUCUGUUCAUUUUUGAAAGUUGCACUGAAAAUAUAAAUUCCAAAAUUUUCGUUUGCCUAAAUGAGAAGAUUAAAGAUAUAGCUGGUUACCCUCGUAACAUUUGUGCCAAAUGCAACAAUAUUCUGGAUACAUUCAUUAGUUUCAUUGAUAAAUAUAGAAAAUCCAAUCAGUUUCUAUCGAAACAGUUUGCUGACGUUAAGGUAGAAAAUACUAGUGAAUAUGACGAACCCGUGGAAUCUGACACAGAUAUUGUAAUAAAGGAGGAAAUAGUAAAUGGAAAGGAAGGAAAGGAAGACAAUGCUCAAAGUUUAACAGAAUUAAUUAAACCUUUACAAUUGGAUAUAGAAAAGGUUAAAGUGGAACCUUUGAAAAAAAGAUUGCCAAGUAAUUCUAAGUCUAGAAAUAGAACACAAACAAAUAAAAUAGCAUCAUCAAUUUUAGAGGGCAAUUUUAUAUGGGCAGAUAAUAAAUGGUGUGUAACAGUGGGUGAAACUAUAAUUAGGAAAACCAAAAAAGUAGUUAAACAGGCAAAAAUCAAACCUAUAGUUAAAGUUAAAAAGAAUUUAGAUCCUGCAAAACUAUGUGACCUUUGUGGUGAAGUCUGCAAAAAUACAGACAAACUCGCAACACACAAGAAACUGAAACAUUUUAGUAUUCCGAAACAAUGCCCAAAAUGCUCCAAAAUAUUAUCAUCAGAAUACUACCUCAACCGUCACAUUAAGAGGAGGCAUGAUGCUGAAAGCAAGAAUUUUAAAUGUACAAUAUGCUCUCUCAGUUUUGCAUUCAAAGGAGAAUUAGGCAGUCAUAUAAAACACGUUCAUAACAAGAAGAACCUACCGAAAAAAGUAUUUUCCUGCAAAAUAUGUGGCAAAGUGUACAAGUGUCCUAAGUCUGUCAUAGUACAUGAGAGAUCCAUACAUACAGGUCAAAGACCGGCAGAGUGCAGUAUAUGUGGUGCUCGAUUCUAUCAUGAUGAUUAUUUGAAGGAGCACAUGCGAUUACAUACAGGAGAAACACCAUACAAAUGCCCUAUUUGCAGUCGAGGGUACGCUCAAAGAGGUAACAUGAAGAGUCAUCUACGCAAUCAUAGGAGGUCAGACCUUGAUCCUGUAGCAUUAAGUAAAAUUAGACCAAAUUAUUUAAAAUUUAUGAAACCAUGAAAAAUAAUGUUAUAUAAACCAUAUAUAAACAUGUUAUCUUAGUUUUAACAACUUUGUAUAAAUUAAGCUGGCCAAUAUUGUUAUGUUUAUCAGAUACAUGUCCUUAUAUCAUUAGACAAUAUAGUGUUGUCUUUAAAAUUUUAAAUUGAAUUUGAAUUUAUUGAAAUUAAAUUUAUUGAAACAAAUUGAAUUUUAUAAAAAGAGGUUUAAUGAUUGUUAAUGCACCCCGUCCGGGCGUAGCUGGAAUAGCCUCUUAUGCUAUCAGAGUAUAGGUAGGGCAAAAAAAAAGAAAAUUCAUCUAGUAUUGCCACUUUUCUAAGCAUUAUAAGCACUAUAAGCAGAAAAACUAUUUAUUAAUUGCGCUAUGAGAUUAAACAUCUCGUAAGCUAAUAAAUCAGCUUUAUUUCUAAUAAGAACAAACCACUGAAAUUGGGUUGAGUAUAAAAAAAAAAACUUUGAUUACAUUUUGCAAAAAUUACUGAGAAAAUAGAGCUGUUAUUUUUUUUGUAAUACUUUAUGUAUAAGCACUCAUUAAGACAAACCUAAUAAGCUUCACCUCGGUCAUUUUACUGGUAAAUAGUAAUUAUUUGACUGCCUCACACAUCUAUUAUCUUACUUUUUUUAUUUUUUAUUGCUUAGAUGGAUGGACGAGCUCACAGCCCACCUGGUGUUAAGUGGUUACUGGAGCCCAUAGACAUCUACAACGUAAAUGCGCCACCCACCUCGAGAUAUAAGUUCUAAGAUCUCAGUAUAGUUACAACGGCUACCCCACCCUUCGAACCGAAACGCAUUACUGCUUCACGGCGGAAAUAGGCGGGUGGUAGUACCUACCCGUGCGGACUCCCAAGAGGUCCUACCACCAGUGAUUACGCAAAUUAUAAUUUUGCGGGUUUGAUUUUUAUUACACGAUGUUAUUCCUUCACCGUGGAAGUCAAUCGUGAACAUUUGUUGAGUACGUAUUUCAUUAGAAAAAUUGGUACCCGCCUGCGGGAUUCGAACACCGGUGCAUCGCUACAUUCGAAUUCACCGGACGUCUUAUCGUUUAGACCACAACGACUUCAAACUUACUGUAUAAAUAAAAAUAGUUAUUUGUGCAACAGGAGAGCAAAGUUGUUUUUUGUUUCGUGUGCCGAUUUUGAAUCCCGAGCAAGCGAAGGAUUCUAUGAUUGAUUGCAUUUAUGAUUCUAUGCGUAACGAGAGAAUCUUGAGCGUAGUGAGGGGCUCAACAGCACGAGAUGCAAAAAACUUUGCUCUCUUAUUACACACAUAACUUUUCACCUCAGCAUUGAGAACACAUAUUACGUAGGAGACAUAGAAAUGAACAGGAAUAGAUUGAAAUAACUAUUUAAAAAAAAACGUAAUUUCUUUAUUACAAAUAUCUUUAAAUUUUAGGUUAUUACGCGUUUCCGAACGUGUUUUCUUUGAGGUCGAAUUCCAACAUCGAAUUUCGAAGGGGUUUGUUUUUUUCACUCUCUUUUUUAUAUGCGUCUGAAAGAGACAGCACAGUACAAUUCGAGUGUUUCAAAGGACAAUGCCCAUUUUCUAUGGGCGUUUGGGCCCCUAAAAAAGUUGUCGCGUCAUGAUGGUUUUAACUUAUUUUGAUAGACAAAGAAAUAUCGUUUCAUAUUCAGAAAACUAUUUUUAUAUUCUCACCCAGGUUUAAGAGAAAUCUGUUUUUUUCUGCAGCUAAAAUUAAGUUGUUAAUUGUUUUUUUCGAAAUCAAUAAUCGCUUUCAUCAUUAUUUACAGUAUUAAAUAAGUUAAUUGUGGUUAAUGUUGCUAGAAAUAAGCCCUUACGUACAUUUUAUUAUUAUUGUUGAAAUAAUACUCCGGAAUAAAAAAUGUAACGGUUUAAUGCAAACAGUAACAAGAUGAAACACGCUAGGAAAAGGAAUAGUCCGGUCUAUUUACACAUUCAAGUUUACAUAAAUUCCCAUAAAGCUGAAUAUUGGCAUAGUUGUUCAAAACAUCAUUAUAAAGAAAAUCUCAAAAGUCCUCAUCGUUCCGAGGUGUGCUAAAAAUUUGGCACGGGGUCAAAGGUCAAAAAAAUGAGUUUUUUGCGAUUUUUAGCGAAACGGUGAGUUUUUUCGCAAAAUUACCCCAGUACAAAAUUGUAGAUCACAAAAUUCUCUACAAAAAAUAUAUCAAUAAUUUUUUUCCUAAAAGCCACCAUUUUGGAGAUAUAACGUUCCGAAAAGUUGGAUCAGUCGUAAUCCCUCUAUUUUGCACACGUUUCCACGCCACCUAUGAGGUAGUGUACAAAGCGCGUUUUUUUUAACGUGGUUUCCCCAGUAGGCCUAUUCCACGGGUCUGCUGAGAUUUUAUAUGUUUUAAAACUAUUGCAAAAUAAUAUUAUAUAUUAUAGUGGGCAAAAACAACGGCGGUGUAAUUAAAUAAAAUACUUAAAAUAAAAAGUUAGUCGUCUGAUUCAUAACUGUCCAAGAUUUCUGUUUCUUCUUCUUCUUGAUCUUCUUCUCCUUCUUCUUCCUGUUCAUCCUCUUGUUCUUCUUCUUCUUCUUGUUCUAUUUCACACGUAAACUGCCCCAAUAGCGAUUCCUGAUCGGUAUCAAACGAAUCUUCAAGAGUUGGUGACUCAACAUUCGAGCAUGAUCGGCCUUGACAGUGUGUGCAUGCCAGGGAACAAAACAGUCCAACUUUUCUGCAACCACAUUUUGCACUACAUCCUUUCUUGCAGUUGCAAAAUAUUGUGUUGAGAAGUUUCUCAGGUGCUGGUGGAAGUAAAGUUUGAACUGGCUCUAGUGUAUUGUCGAUCAACUUCCAACCCCAGUCUUUAGGGUCCAGCUGAUUACCAAGCCACACUUGAACUUGGUAAUAUACCCGAAACAGAUGUUGAUGAGCAGCUACUGAGGUUGGAGGAAGAGAAGCUAAGUUGACUUGUUUUUUAUUACGCGUAUUUUUCACGAAAGAUGUGUAUCGCAACUUAUCUAAGCAAGUGGUUUUUUUGGGGGCUCCGUACAUAGCAAGAAGAAAUUGAACUCCGUUGGUGAUAACAUGUUGUUGAGUUGAAUUACUAUUUUUAAAAACUUCAGCACAUUGUAGUAAAUCUUUUUUUUCAAACAUUUUGAAAACUGUUGUUUUUCCUCUCCUGUAAAAAGCAGAUGUCGUAUCGCAGCCAGUUAUUGCGUGUAGAAACAAUACAUGAUUUUGACAUUUAGGAAAAUUGGAUAAACUGUUUGAUGAAUAUAUUUCCGAUUGAUUUUGGGCUUUUCCGGGUUUAAAAAAAUAAAUAAUUUUUUCAGUUGGAGUUCGAGCAGUAAGCAAGACGAGUAAAUCAACAUCCUCACCAACAACAACAGUUGUAUUUGUCACACUGAAUUUCUUUAUCGCUGUUUCAAUAAUCAAUACAUCAGCAUCAUCAUUAGCUUGUUCAACGGAUAUAUUCUCAGCAGUAAAUUUUGCUUUCAACAUCGAAAUAAACCUAGAUUUAUUGUGAUUAUUUGCAAAGAAUUUCUGUUGACUGGUAGGAACUGUCAUUGAUUCAUCGAAUAUAAUAUCAGAAGAAGUUGAUGAAGCAGCAUUUCGACGGCGUUGCUCUGCUGCUUUAAUAUUUCUCGUAUAAUCAUCAUAUCCGUCAAAUACGACAGUAACUCUGGAACCAAAAUGUCGACGUACAUAUUGAACGUAUUUAUCUAAGAUAACGUUAAAUGUUUCCUCGCUAUCCCACACCACUCGAUGUAAUAAGAAUCCUCCGUCAAUUAUGUACGUUGAAUUAGUGUUAUUAAUAUCAACAUUUAUAGUCUGAAAACAAUCGUAAAUAGCCGACUUCUGGGUCUUGCGCAUUCCAAUGUCAUCAAAUAAUGUUAACGGAUAAGGAGCUAAUUCAUACUCGAAAUAUUUCUCAAUUUCAUCUUGAAAAGCCGCAGUAACACUCAUACGUUGGAAUAAUAACACUGGGUCAACAGGUACUUUUUCUUCGUGAACUUUUACGGUGCUACUCAUAGCUAAAAGAGGAACAACUUUGUCAGCGCGUUUAAGUUUAAUAUCUUUAAAUGUCAGUCCAGUUAUUUUAGCAAUAGAGAUAAGCCCAAGUUCACGUGCUUUAUAGCAAUUAAUUGUAUUAUCACCAACGACACCACUUGCAAUCGAGAUGACUUUGUUAACCUCUGGGAAAGGAUCAUGAAUCGAGAACCACUCAAGAAGCAUUCGUAUGUCUUUAGCGUCUUUUUUUACACGUGAAUCACUGGCAUCAACAUGCUGUUCAGUCGUAUCCAUCCUAACAUUAGCAAGAUCUUCUAAUUUCUCACAAACUGUGUUCAUUGCAUGCAUGCUGUAAACCCAUUUACUGAUUACACUUUGUUUUGUACUUCUUCCUCGAGCAAUACCUCCAUCUGUCUUCAUGGCUUUCAUCAUAGACUGUUCGAUAACCAUGUCUGUAGAAGUUCCACAACUCAAUUUAUCUGAGCGUCUCACGGUGAAAAAUCCUUCGGUAAAUUUUUCGUAAACUUCAGGAUCCAUCGAGUCCUGUAAUUGCAUCAUGUCUUGUAAAUACAAGUGUGCAGAUUUAGCAUAUGGAAAAUGUCCUGACGAGUGGAAAUAAGGUAACAUUUCUUUUACACAACUUAAAUGAGCUUUCCAGUCCCCCAUACGCUCAGCUCUCAAAAAUUAUUUUGCAAGUGAAACCAUAUUAAAAUAUUGUAUCCAAAGUUGCGCUGUUGGUCCUCGUUCCUCAAAAUCUUUCAAUUUCAUAUUAAAUUUAUGAAGUAAAGCACCUGAUACUUCAUUAUCAUUUUCAAUAUCUGAAUAUGAAAGAGUGCUAUCUAAUAUAUGGUCAAUAUUUAUGAUUAAAUCUGCUCCCAUGAUAUCAUUAAUAUCUAUUGUUUUUAAUAUUGUAAUUGCUAAAGCCAGCUGGAGUAGUGUAUGUGCUCGAACAGCUCUUGCGUAAGCAUGACCAUUGAGCAUUUUUUCUAAUGACUUUGGUGCAUAGAUUUCUGAGAGUACUUCUUUUAUCCCGCUACCUUGCAUAAUAUAACCAAUUGCUCCGAGAUAAGACAUGAGUAGAUGAAAUCCUCCAAGUCUGACAAUAAUCUUCGAUACUUCAGAGCCGUCAGGUGCGGCUGAUACAAUUUCUCGAGCUUUCGCAUACAAGGGUUGGUCGAAAGUCACGAUGCAUACAGUGUGGCCGUAACGUUUCGCGUUCUCUAAUGCACAAAGUAAAGUCGUAUAGACAGUAUUAUAGUUACUAGCUGGUUGAUGGAUGAAUGGUAAAAAUGUAAUCUGAGAUUUUGAAUAAUUUGUAUGGUAAUUUGUUAAGCGCUCAAUAAAACCGUUCCAACCAGGUAA